Molecule: messenger RNA, 2106 nt
Organism: Patiria miniata (bat star)
Lineage: Eukaryota; Metazoa; Echinodermata; Asteroidea; Valvatida; Asterinidae
Product: leucine-rich repeats and immunoglobulin-like domains protein 2
Exons: 1
Molecular function (GO): protein binding
Source: RefSeq, a predicted model, not a curated record
ACGAUGGCCUGCUUUCUUUUCCUUUUGUCUCUUGGAGCUUGCAUCAGAAUCUCCCAAUCAUCUACCUGUCAUGCGCAGUGUGAUUACGACCACGUGACUGCGAGGGCCGACUGCUCUUCCCGCAAUCUGAACUGUAUCCCCGUCAACUACCCAGACUCCCUCGUCAUGGAUCUCAGCCACAAUGCCAUAUCGGUGCUGGAACCAGACGACUUCAACGGGACGUUCACGAGGUUGGUUGAGCUGUACCUUGACUACAACGACAUCUCUGAUGUGACGUCACUGUUGGAGUCAACCGGGUUGGGAAGCCUGCAGAAACUCUCGUUGCAACACAACGUCAUUUCAGCAUUACAGACUUCAUGCAGCCUCAGCUCCCUCGUCAAUAUCUCAGUCGACUAUAACUCACUUGUACAUUUAAUUUACAUACCGAGCUGCGGAGCUUUGGAAUACUUUUCGGCGAAUUUUAACCCUCUAACUGGUUUCUUCCUUCCGACUAAAUUACCCUCGAUUUUAAGCUUGCAAUUCACUAAGAUAUCAGGCCUCGUUUUGACACGCGAUGAUGUCGGCACACUUUUGUUGGAUAACAAUGAAAUUUCGUCUUUUUCAUUUACUGGUGACACGUUUAAUUUAGUGUCCCUCAGUCAUAAUAGGCUGAGUACCUGUAACUUGAGAGCGUCGUUCAUGUUCGAGCUCAAUAUCGCAAGCAACGGACUAAAAGAUUUCAAAUCAGUUAAGGUACAUCUGAGCAAAAAUAAAGAUAUGAAUAAACUGGACAUAAGCAAUAACUCCUUUGAUUCCCUAAUACAACCAGAUUGGGCAGAAGGUCUUCAGAUCUUAUACGCUGAUGAUAACAUGCUGGCCAACCUGUCCUCUACAACCCUACAAGGAUUCAGCAGCCUUACUGAGCUCCAUCUAGCAAAUAAUCGACUUGUGUUCAUCUCACCAACCGCUCUGAGUCAACUCACUAAGUUACUGUAUCUGUACAUCGCUGGGAAUCGACUAGUUCACGUGCACUCAGAGAUGUUUCGGCAGGUGCCUGGUCUUACCACGAUGGACUUCUCUGAAAACAAACUUGAAGUCUUUGAUAUCACAAAUUGCCUCCCCAGCAACUUAAGUAACCUCCUGCUUGCUUACAAUUCGAUUCAUAACAUCAGCUUGAUACUUGGCCAUUGCGAUAAACUAGUAGUCCUGGACUUGAGUUUCAAUCAGAUCGAAGUGGUUCCUGGUGACUCUCUUACUGGGGGACACAGAGCGCUAUCCAGACUUGAGCUUGAAGGCAACCUGCUCCAGUGUGACUGCCGGUUGACGGGUCUACGUGACUGGCUUCGCAACAAUCCCCCGUCUGUUAUCCCUCGAUGUCAAGGUCCACCGCAAAACUCAGGAGCAGUGGUUACAGACUUGGAAUUACAAUCCUGCGAACCCCCGAAGGCCGUGACCAACGCGAACCAUCUUAACCUGAUAGUCGGUUUGUCGGCGACUCUUUCGUGUGCGGCGACUGGGAUACCCACCCCCAACAGAACAUGGCUGAAUCCCAACGGCACGGUGAUACCAGACGAAUGGCAAGGCAGAUUUAUCAUUUCAAGCGACAUGACUUUGCUCAUCAUUUUAGUUGAGCUAUCUGAUCAAGGAAUCUACACGUGUUUGGUCCAAAAUAUCCUUGGUGAAAUGGACAGAGCUGUGGUCAUUCUGACUGUAACCCAAGACCAAAUAUCAACAGGUAUGCCUAAAGUAGGUACUUCUUUGGCUGCUGUUGUUCUCCCCACCAUGGUUAUCACUAUUGCUAUCAUGUUCAUUGUCUUCGUCUUGGUAUUCUGUCUUCGACGGGGCUAUACAAAGAGACACCAGACUAGCUCGGCAUCUCUAGGACCGCAGAAACACGAGCUCGCGGUGACCUUCCGACGAGGAAAGGCUUCCAACUCAGACGGAGUUUAUGUCAACGACGUAGUCGAUGACCGAGAGAGCCCAACUGCAAUACAAAGAGCAGGGAGCAACGAUGGAUAUCAGGAUACCAUACGGACGGACGAGCCUCCACAGGUCUACCAAGAGCUUUUGCUGGAGAACAAGGAUGACAUUUAUGAACCUGUGGCUGUAGGAGGCAAUCAGUCAUAG